UUGUUUGUUUGUUUUGAAUCCGAGUUUUGAAUAUUUGUUAUGCAGCGGAAUGGGGUUUUUGAAUUUCGAUCUAAUAUCUCCUAGUUACCAUUAUUAUUUAUAAAGUUUAAACUUCAUUGUAUUUUAUUGGAUUUAUUGAUAAAUAUAUUAAAAUGAGUGAGCAAAGUGCUGUGGUGCCAAGAUAUAUGGCCCAACUUUUAGAAGAAUUAGGAUGGAACCAGGGCACUCGGAUUCCUCUGGCUAAUCCUAAUAAUCAGAAUAUGGAAACACUCUUAAUUAGCAGGCAAAAUGAAGUUCAACGUCUUAAGGAAGCUUUGAUUUUGCAAAAUCAAAAAAGAGAUGAUCUUAACAAAUACAAAGACCAUGUCCAGAGUGAAUAUCAAGAAAAUACUCGUUUACUAUUUGCCCAUAAGCAGCAAAUGGAGCAAGAGGUGAAGCUCCGCCAGCUGUCCCUCAAUGAAGCGAAUAGACUGGAUAGAGAUGUAGUGGAAUCUUGCAAGCAGAAUAACGUAAACGUCUCUAGGAUCGAUAAUCUUCAACAUACCAUUGCCCGUUUAUUAAAGAAGGCUGAUUCGUUGAAAAGCGAAGUCUGUGGUGAGCGUGGUGCCUUGCAGGAAUGGAGGGCGGCCCUCGAAAGGAGUGCCGGGGAUAUCAUAGCUAUCGAGCAAUUCACUAAACAAGACCUGUCUAAAGCUAAGGCUCUCGAGACAAAGAGGCAGAAAUUGAAGUUAGAGCAUGACCACAUGCAAGAACGUCUUAACCAAUUGGUGUCGAACCUCAGUGCCGAGGAGAGGGCGUGUGAACGAAUUUCAGUUCAGGUCAUGGAGGGUAUGGAACAGAGAAAGCAAAUGAUGGCAAUGUGGGCAAGCGCCAUAGACAAUCUGCGGCAAAGGGAUAUCGAAAUUCGUCACAUAAGAGAGGAUUACGCAGCAUUGGAUGCGGAGGCAAAUAACCUCGUGGAGAAAUGUCGAGAGCAGCAGAACUUUUGCGACCAGCAGCACGGCAAUAAUAUCGAUGCUCAAAGAGAGAACUUGAUGAUCACUAACCAACUCAGCCAGAUCCGUAUUGCAUACCAGAAGACCGUUGAACAGAAUGUGGCCUUGGACAGUGAGGCUCAAAGUCUGCAGCGUGAACUCAGCAACAUGCGGAUCGCUUUAGAGAAGCUUCACAUGGAGAACAGACAGCUUAUGGACAAUCAGCACCGCAAGGAUAUGCAACUCCAAACCAUUAUUGCCAAGAUAAAAGAUUUGAAAGAAAAACUGAUAGAUUCGACGGACAAAUCCAAAAGUUCAGAGAGACGCGCCAAGGAGCUCGAAGAUAUAUUAAACGAAGAGGAACGUUAUGCAAGCAACGUGACAACAAACCAACAGCGGGCGAUGCAUUGCUCUUUUGUAGAACAACAAAAGCUUUUGGCUCUCAAAAACGAAGAGAAACUGUUCCGUAUGCAACUCAAGGCAUCUAAGGCCAUUAUGAGCAAACUCGACACCAAGCAGAUCGGGUUAGAGAGGAAUUUGCAAGCACAGAAAGAAUCACUGUAUGGUAUUUGCUAUCAAGUGGAGACGCUGGGGGCCCGUGUACUACACAUGGAAGGCGCAAAAGCAGAGCGCGAGUGUUCGGCAGCAUUAGUUGAAAGGGAGAAUAGGCUAAAGGAUGUCCUGGCACGUCAUACGGCUCGAGUUGCUCUGUUGGAGCGUCAUUCAGGCAAACUGUUUGACGAUAUGCGACAUCUCGCGCGUGACCUUGAACUGAAAGGCGUUGAUCACACAAAACUGCAAAGUCGUCUAAAGACUUCAAUGCUGAAUGUGGAGGGGGGAGAAAAAGACGUACGUGCGAUACGUGACGCAUGGCGUCGCGCCCGUGUCGAUGAGGCGCUGACUAGACUGCGGGUGGCGCACGGAGAACGCGCGGUCGCGGGACUCGGCGACGCUGCGUUUACCAUAGACAAGCAACGCCUGCAACUAGAUGCGGCAAUGAACGAGCGUUUGGUAGAGAUCGCGGCGAGACGCGAAAUGUUCGCCGUACAACGGCGCGCUUUGUACGAGGAGUGCGGGCGACUGCGUGGCGAGAUACGAGAACGGGAGCAACGGAUAGAGCAGCUCAUGAAAAGAUACGAAAUUUUCAUUGCUUCUCUAGGCAAGGAUGAUUCAGGCCAACCGUUAUCGGUGACAUUUUUUAAAAUAAAGUUCGCAGCGGAAAGGGCAGAGUUGCGCGAAGCGGGCGCUGCACUAGACGCGGAUAUCGGAAGGCAAGAGAAAGACAUAUCCGCACUGGAGGCCACGUUGCGUGUAGUCCACGCCGCGCAUAAACACUUCCUGCACCACAUCGCUCCUUUGCCUGAAGACGCACCGGAGAUGGACCAAAUAACACAAUUGUCACGGCAAUACUAUGAGAAGCGCGACGAACUGAAGGCCCUAAGUACCAAGAUAGAACGCACCGAAGAGAUCGUGUCCGAACGCAGCUCACAGCUGACUCUCCUCGGGGAUAAAUACAAGCAACUCACUGCUAGAGAAGCUGAACGUGAGAACGAGUUGGAUACUAUGAAGGAGCGUGUGGGGAAACAAGAAAACAGACUAGUGAAGGCGCACGAAAUUGCUCGGGCCAACGCCCGUCGUGCCACUAAGUUGAUUGACGGAGCAGAUGAUUGGCGUAUUUUUCAGUUGGCGCUGUGGAUACGCAAUUUCUCCGAAGCAGCGUAUAACUCGCUGCAAGCUCUCGGCGAGAUAUCGCAACAGGCGCCUAGCGCCGCGCCGCGUAUCUCAGUGUUGCUGUCCGCAUCGCAGAUGUUGCGAUUCAUAAUGCCAGCGCAACGCCGCCUGAUGACACUUCUACAACGAAUAAUAACGGACGGCUCAUUGGUAAAGAAAGAAUCGACAGCUGAAAUUGACGAAAGCGUUUUUUCGGAAUCUUCUAAAUCGAGCGCCAGCGGAGUGUCCCAAGCUUCGGGCUACACGCGGCGACUCGCCUCUUUCCGACGAGAUCUCGCUCCAAAAGUACAGGAAAAUGCGUUGAUUGAUGACAUCCGUGAACAAGUGCGUCGCUCAAGUGUCUCAUUGCGCGUCGUAACGCUUGGAUUGGAAGAGUCAGUGCCAACGAUGGCGCCUUCGUCAAUGUCACGCAAGUCUCUGAGAUAAAACGCCUGCCUCUCAGCUAACGAGGCUAAUCAAAUAAUCGACCUGCACUGACCUCUAUUGUUGCGCGGAAGAUUACUGGAAAAUUUUAGGCAGAGGGCGCUAUGUAUAUGUUUAUUGUCAGUUGUCACCAGUCUGGGGUUAUGGAUAUGUGGUAUAGAAUUCAUAAUAACAAGAGACUAGAAAUACCUUUUGGCACUUAAGUAUAGAUAACACUAACGACGCGCUGGGACAAGUGUUAUCGAUCCGCACAACGGUGAACGCUGUGAAUUUAAGUAGGAGGUCCCGGUUUCGAUUCCAUGAUAAUGAUUCCGUUAUGCAAGAAAAAUCACUUAAAAUGUAAUUAACUAAGUUCUCGGAUAAAGUUCGGACUUGUUGGACGCCUACACGCCAUUUCUAAAUCUAAUCUUUAAUAUGACAUGGCCUUUUUUUUUUUUAUAUACAGAGAAAAUGCCUUACGCAUACCA
Molecule: messenger RNA, 3595 nt
Organism: Pararge aegeria (speckled wood butterfly)
Lineage: Eukaryota; Metazoa; Arthropoda; Insecta; Lepidoptera; Nymphalidae
Gene: Ccdc39
Product: coiled-coil domain-containing protein 39
Exons: 24
Coding region: 153-3131 (992 amino acids)
Biological process (GO): cilium-dependent cell motility; cilium movement; inner dynein arm assembly
Cellular component (GO): axoneme
Source: RefSeq, a predicted model, not a curated record